This is a messenger RNA of Apaloderma vittatum (bar-tailed trogon), 502 nucleotides long. RefSeq names its product integral membrane protein GPR137B. Gene Ontology annotation, biological process: positive regulation of TORC1 signaling; regulation of autophagy; negative regulation of osteoclast differentiation. Gene Ontology annotation, cellular component: lysosomal membrane. The transcript has 2 exons. The record is from RefSeq and is a predicted model, not a curated record. Bases 80 to 502 code for a protein of 140 amino acids. NCBI's taxonomy places the organism in Eukaryota, Metazoa, Chordata, Aves, Trogoniformes, Trogonidae.
GGAAGAUGAAAGGAGAAGGAGGAGGAGGCAACAGCGGCAGCCAAACUUAAUAAAUAAUUCUGACGAUUCCUGAUAUCAGAUGGAGGCCCCUGAGUGGGACCCACUGAAAAAUGACACCCUUCCACCGACCCUGACGCCAGCUGUCCCUCCGUAUGUGAAGCUGGGCCUGACCAUUGUAUAUACUGUUUUUUAUUCACUGCUUUUUGUGUUCAUCUACGUCCAGCUCUGGCUGGUUCUUCACUACCGGCACAAGAGGUUCAGUUACCAAACUGUCUUUCUGUUCCUGUGCUUGUUUUGGGCCUCUCUGAGGACUGUGCUCUUUUCGUUUUACUUCAAAGACUUUGUCACAGCAAAUUCUCUCAGCCCCUUCAUCUUCUGGCUUCUCUAUUGCUUCCCAGUCUGCCUCCAGUUUUUCACCCUGACCCUGAUGAAUCUCUACUUCACACAGGUGAUUUUCAAAGCUAAGUCAAAAUAUUCUCCAGAGCUACUGAAAUAUAGGUAA